Molecule: messenger RNA, 1458 nt
Organism: Myzus persicae (green peach aphid)
Lineage: Eukaryota; Metazoa; Arthropoda; Insecta; Hemiptera; Aphididae
Exons: 6
Coding region: 89-871 (260 amino acids)
Source: RefSeq, a predicted model, not a curated record
CAAUAUGUUAGUAUAAGGAAACUCUUUAAACUUUUCAUAUUUAUUAUAAAAUUGUACAAUACUGUUCUAUUAAAAUUAAUAUUUCUUCAUGUCAGCAGUAAAAAUGAAGAUUCAAGAAGACAAUAUUACAACGUAUCUGACAAUGAGAAGUCACUUUAAAAAGAUAUAUGAUGUAAGACCUAGAGUAAACUGUUGGUCAGAAGCAUGCCCAAGUAAAAGAUUAUUAAAAAAUACUAUCAAUAUUCGUGAUUUUCAAGUUCUACCACAUUAUUGUAAUUCGACAAUUAGUUCUACAGCAAAAAAAUCAAAACAACAAAAAUAUGAUAAUAGUAAAUUAUCUCGCCCACCAUCAAGCAAAAAGAAAUCCAUAAAUAGAAACUUAAACUAUGAAUGUGCAUAUAACGAUGACGAUUUCGGGUUUGGAUCAGUUGAAAAUAGCAAUCGAAGAUAUUAUACUCCCGAUACCCACCAUUCCAACCUUCCUGAAAACGCGCCUAAAAUAUUAAACAGCCAGCAAAAUUCGUUACAUUUAGAUCAUGUGAAAGAAACAACCAAAAAAAAAGAUAAGUUUUUUCAAAAUACAAUAGAUGAAUCAUACCAACGAUUUCUUGAAGAAAUGACAAACGAAGUAGUAAGACUUGACUUGUCCACAGAUAAAGCAUUAAAAAAUGUUUUUCGUAAACAUAUAAAACAUAACAUUGGAAAGCUUGAUGAGAAAAAAAUGAUGGCUGAAGUGAUGAAGGUACAAGCACUAUUGGAUUUACCGUUGGACAAUGAUGAUCGAUAUUCUGGUAUUGAUGACAUACCCACACCUCCAACGAAUAAUGCAAAUAAUCAACACGAUUUACCCGCAUUAAAAUCUGUAAAAUAAUUUUUAAAUGAUCGAGAUUCAUAAAAUAAUGUGUACAAUUAUUUAUUUUUUAUGCUUGAAAAGCACUAGAUAGAAUCGCAGGUUGUUACGUCUUGUUUGUCUAACGAUUAAUAACGAUUAAUUAAUCUUUAUAGAUAUAUAUUACUGUAUUCUAUUAAACUAUUAAUUAUUAUUAUUAUUUUCUAAAUUAUAAAUGAACAGCAAUAAUUAUAGUUAUAUAGUGUGUUCAAGUAGUUUUGUGUAUUGGAUUUUGAUAUUAAUUACAUAUUAUUAUAAUUUAUCUGGACCAUAAAGAACAUACCUAUAACCUACCUAUUUAAGAUUAAUUUUUUAAAUCCUUUACUCUUUUUCUGUGUAUUGGACUAUGUGAGAAGAGAAUCAACUUUGAAUUUUUAAACGGCAACAACCAUUUUAGAUUCUGUUUGGAGUGACAACUAUUGAAAUAUAUUGAUUUGACAAUGAUAACUAUUUUUGUUUUGUGUCAUUUCUUUUUGGAGCAGUAACAAUACUUCAAUUUUUAACUUUAAGGGUAGUGAGUGACUAGUAGCAAUUUAGCAUAUUGGAUCUAGUUUGUAGUUAUGUGCUUU